Molecule: messenger RNA, 627 nt
Organism: Colletotrichum chrysophilum
Lineage: Eukaryota; Fungi; Ascomycota; Sordariomycetes; Glomerellales; Glomerellaceae
Exons: 1
Coding region: 1-627 (208 amino acids)
Source: RefSeq, a predicted model, not a curated record
AUGGCCAAGAAGUCUGCCUUGGCAGCGCUAAAGUCAACGUCGCUUGAGUGGACGGCUGUCUACAACGGAUACUUCCUCGACUACUUCGGUACCCCGAAGGUGAAGAGUUACAUGGAUGAUGUAUCUUUCUUCGUGGACGUUGCGAAUAAUGUGGCGGCCAUUCCCGGAUCUGGGGAGGUGCCUGUUGUGUUCACGCACAGCUUUGACGUCGCGCGUCUCGUUGCUGCAUUGCUCGAAAAGAGCAAAUGGCCCGCGGAGACGUACAUCAUUGGUGACAAGGUUACCUUCCACGAGAUGGUGCGCUUGGCCGAGAAAGUCAAAGGCAAGUACUCUGAGGGCUUCCCCUUUGGCCAAUUUCUGACGGCUCGUCCAGCUACCAAGUUUACGGUGGCGCAUGAUUCGGUUGAGGACCUUCAGGCGUGCAAGCUGACGGAACUGCCCUCUCAUCGCCAAUUCUAUCAGAUUUAUCCGAAAGAGAUGCUGCACAGUUUUCUUGCUCCAUUUGGGCUCAAUUGCGAGCGAGGACAGGCUGAUCUCAAACCCAGCCGUACCCUUAACGAGGAGUUUCCGGAAAUCAAGGCAAUGAAGGCUAAGGAUGUGCUCGAACAGGGCUGGGGAAGGGCAUGA